AUGGGCUGCACGCUGGGCUCUGCUUACGGGGGUUACCUCCUUCUUUCAGGGGGUCUGCUGGCACCAGCCAUGGAGCCGUACGUUCUGCUGGACCCGCGACAGAGAGCGCUGUAUCGCGACGUGAUGCAGGAGAGCUACGAGACGCUGAUGGCGCUGGAAUUCCCCGUUUCCAAGCCCGAUCUGUUGUCCCGCCUGGACCACGGGGAUGAACCUACAGCCCUGGAUCUUCACGUGCCCAGGGACACCCCGGCCGCAGAGGAUGGAGCAGGAGCGGAGCAGGAACCCCCUCGAGAAGAAGCUGCUGAGAAAGAGCCCGACGUGGUGAAACCUGCAGGCGAGGAGCAUCCUUCGAGCCCUGCCGAGGCCGGAGCGACGGCAGGCAGGAGCGGGGGGGGACCGGGGGAGACGGCCACACGCCCGGGCGAGAGCCAACCCAGCAACACGUGCGGCGAGUGCGGGAAGAGCUUCAGCCACAAGUCAGCCCUGGUGAAGCACCAGAAGAUCCACACCGGCGACCGCCCCCACGAAUGCCCCGACUGCGGCAAGUGCUUCAUCCAACGCUCGGACCUCACCAUCCACCAGCGGGUCCAUACGGGCGAGCGGCCCUAUGCCUGCCCCGAAUGCGGACGCCGCUUCAGCGUCAGCUCCUCCUUGCUCACCCACCAGCGUACCCACGCGCCCGGCGGAGAGAAACCCAACCGCUGCCCCCAGUGCGGCCGCAGCUUCGCCGAUCCGGGGGCCCUUGACCGGCACCAGAAGAGCCACCUGGGUGGGAAACCCUACGAGUGUGGGGUGUGCGGGAAAGCCUUUGCCUGGAGCUCCCACCUCGAGCGGCAUCGGCGCAUCCACACCGGCGAGAAGCCCUUCCAGUGCGCCGAAUGCGGGCGAGCCUUCGCCUGGAGCUCCCACCUCGACCGUCACAUGCGCACCCAUGCUGCCCCGCGGCCCUACCGCUGCGAGCAGUGUGGCAAAUGCUUCGGCCAGAGCUCCAACCUCCUCAAGCACCAACGCGUCCACACCGGCGAGCGGCCGUACCCCUGCCCGGAUUGCAAACGCUGCUUCCGCUGGGGCUCAGCCCUGGCCAAGCACCAGCGCACCCACGCCCGGCAGCAGCAAGCCAGCGGCAAACCCUACCCGUGCGGGGCGUGUGGGAAGAGUUUUGGCUGGGUCUCGCACCUGGAACGCCAUCGCCGCAUCCACACCGGGGAGAAGCCCUUCCGCUGCGGGGAGUGUGGGCGGGCGUUCGCCGUCAGCUCCCACCUGGAACGGCACCGCCGGGUACACACCGGCGAGCGGCCCUACCGCUGCAGCGAGUGCGGGAAGAGCUUUGCCGUCAGCUCCACCUUGCUGGCUCAUCGCCGCACCCAUGCCGCCCAGCCGGGCCGGCCCCACGCCUGCCCCGAGUGUGGCAAGGGUUUUAGCACGCCGGCGAGCUUGGAGCGGCACCGGCGGCUUCACCGGGGCGAGAAACCCUACCAGUGCGGCGUCUGCGGCAAAGGCUUUGCCUGGAGCUCCCACUACGACCGACACCGGCUCACCCACACCGGCGAGAAACCCUUCUCCUGCGCCCACUGUGGCAAAUGCUUCGGUCGCAGCUCCCACCGCAACCGGCACCAGCGUGCCCACACGCAGGGCGGCCCGGAGAAGCGGCACGUCUGUCCCGAAUGCGGCAAAGCCUUCGGCCUCGGCACGGCCUUGGCAGCUCACCAGCGACUGCAUGGUGGGGAGAAGGGGGAAUUUCCACUUACCAAGUUACCCUUCCUUGUUGCUGGAGGAGGAGAUCACGAAAGCCAAGGAAAACACAACUCUGCGAACAAGAAGAUAAAGAAGUGCAGCAGGGGAAUGAGAGAGGAGCCUGGAUUUUUGCCUCCGAGAAAGCCCAGGAGAUUUGAAACCACGCGGAUGCUUUUCUCUACGUGUCCAGUGACCUUCAAGGAGGUGGCUCGAUACUUCACCGAUCCCGGCCAGCGGGCCCAGUACUGGGAAGCCAUGCAGGAGAGUGCUGGAAAUGACUCCUCUGUGGAGGAUGGGACGGUGAGUGGGAUGAGGGACAGCACCACACAAGCAGACCCAGACAUCAAGACCUGCCUGGAGGACGUCUCCCAGCACCAUGAGCCAACCAAUGUCCACCAGAGCUCCCAAGAGAAAGGCCAAGAGGAGGUCCAGGUUCAUCCUGGGAGGGAAACUCCAGGGACAUGCAGGGAAUUGCUGUUCCCCCAUAGCCUUCACCCCAGGGAUGGACCCAUCCCUCAUCCCACCAGCAAGAAGAGCUUCCAUCCCCGGAGACAGGGGUCCCAGCACCCCUGCCCUGACUGUGGGAAAAGCUUUGGGGUCUUCUCCAACUUGCUCCGUCACCAGCGGAGCCAUGGUGGGGACAAGCCCUACAAAUGCCCCGACUGCGGGAAGGGUUUCAGGCACAGCUCGGCGCUGGUGACGCACCGUCGCAUCCAUACGGGUGAGAAGCCCUACCAGUGCGCCGAUUGCGGCAAGAGCUUCAACGUGGUGUCCAACCUGGCGCGCCACCGACGGAGCCACACCGGAGAGAAGCCCUACAAGUGCCCCGACUGCGGCCGGCGUUGCAGUCAACGUUCCCACCUGGUGACCCACCGCCGGCUGCACACAGGCGAGCGCCCGUACCCGUGCCGAGAGUGCGGGAAGAGCUUCAACGUCAGCUCCGACCUCAUCAAACAUCGCCGCACCCACACCGGGGAGAAGCCCUACGAGUGUCCCGACUGCGGGAAGCGUUUCAGCGGCAGCUCCAACCUCAUCACCCACCAGCGGCUGCACAGCGGCGAGCGGCCCUACACCUGCGCCGACUGCGGCAAGGGCUUCACCAUCAGCUCCAAGCUCAUCGCCCACCAACGGACGCACAGCGGCGAGCGACCCUACACCUGCGCCGACUGCGGCAAGGCCUUCAGCGACCGACCCCACCUCAUCCGGCACCGCAGUGCCGGCCGGCGGGAGAAGCGCUACAAGUGCUCCGAGUGCGGCAAGGGCUUCACCACCAGCUCCUACCUCCUCACCCACCAGCGCAGCCACACCGGAGAGACCCCAUUCCUCUGCGGUGUGUGCGGCAAGAGCUUCGCGGUGGUCUCCAACCUGGCGCGGCAUCGGCGCGUGCACACCGGGGAGAAGCCGUUUCGGUGCGGGGAGUGCGGGCGGCAGUACAGCCAACGGGCUCAUCUCACCACCCACCAGCGGGUCCACACUGGCGAGCGACCCUAUGUCUGCGGGGAUUGCGGGAAGGGCUUCAAUGUCAACUCAUCCCUCACCAAGCACCGGCGGGUGCACACCGGGGAGAAGCCCUACCGCUGCCCCGAGUGCGGGAAGAGCUUCAGCCAGAGCUCCAACGUCAUCACACACCGGCGGCUCCACCACGGCCACGGGGUGCACCAGCCGGAGCUGGUUUCCAUCGCCCUGCCUGAGCCGGAGACCUUCUCCACUUAA
Gymnogyps californianus (California condor) is the source of this 3447-nucleotide messenger RNA. RefSeq names its product zinc finger protein 271-like. Bases 1 to 3447 code for a protein of 1148 amino acids. Gene Ontology annotation, molecular function: DNA-binding transcription repressor activity, RNA polymerase II-specific. The transcript has 9 exons. NCBI's taxonomy places the organism in Eukaryota, Metazoa, Chordata, Aves, Accipitriformes, Cathartidae. Gene Ontology annotation, biological process: negative regulation of transcription by RNA polymerase II. The record is from RefSeq and is a predicted model, not a curated record.